AUGCGCACAAACAAGGAAUGUCCCAUGUACGGAAAGAGUGGUACUGGAGCGGUUCCCAGUGCUGAUCUGCCCACCUCUCGUCGUGGUCUGGAUCGAUCUCGCGCACGUGGUGCCCCCGGAUCACGUGGUCAGUUGGACGGUUUGGCCAAAUGUGAUGCGGAUGCGAUUGCUGCCGCUCAAGCUCUGGCAUCUCGACCCGUGUGCGAAUUGUUAGCCGAACAGGAAGAGCAAGAGGCUGCUGAGCACAAACACGGUGCUGCUGGUGGUGGUGGUGGUGGCGGUGGUGGCUCAACCGAUGCUGAGGGGACAUCUCAGGAUCGACUUCAUGCUGACGAGUCACGUGACUCGACCAGUGCUUUCGGUGAAACAGAUAUGACGGUCGAAGGUACCAAAUUGAAAUUGCACUCGAAUCUUACGCGGUAUAUUCAAGAGCAGAAUCGUCGCAAUUUGAAAUUGAAAAUUCAUCGGCAAUUGUUGGAUCGAUUGAAUGCUGCAUCCGAGAUGGUUCAAUCUGCGACCGCUCAUCGUCGUUCGCUUGCUUCACGUCAAGCUGCCGCAGCUUCUUCCGGUGGAUCUGGUCGUGGUCGUCGGACCAAUCUGAUAGACGACGAAUUCCCCACUGGAAUCAAGAAUCGCGGUAAUCGUCGAAGGAUCGAUCCACGUGUGGCGCUCAAUCACAUAUUUGAAGGAAUUUACAAGGUAUGCUCGAUGGUCACUUUGAGCCGUCUCAUUUCCAUUGUAAGAGUUUGUAUUAGCUAA
Molecule: messenger RNA, 759 nt
Organism: Echinostoma caproni
Lineage: Eukaryota; Metazoa; Platyhelminthes; Trematoda; Plagiorchiida; Echinostomatidae
Source: the annotation of a GenBank genome assembly